GAAUGUUACAUAGUGAUGUCAAAAACAAUUAAGACCCACAUUCUCAUCCCUAACAUACUCGUGUUUCAUUUUCUCCCUCACAUCCAACAGAUUCAUUUGGCGUCGCGUAGUAUUCCAUUUUUCUGUUCCUACCAAUAAACCCUCAAUCUUUGAUUCUCCGAGCUUAAUAAGAUGGAAGAAGGUAACAGAGGCACCAUCAUGAUCACAAACGAUGAUGGAAUCGAUGCACCUGGCCUCAGAGCUUUGGUUACCGCUCUCGUCGCCACCAAUCUCUACAAUAUUCAAGUUUGCGCUCCUGAUUCCGAGAAGUCAGCAGUUAGUCACUGUAUUACUUGGACUCACCCUGUAGCUGCCAAGAAAGUUCACAUUGAUGGAACCACGGCCUAUGCAGUUUCUGGGACUCCAGCUGAUUGCACUUCCCUGGGAAUUUCCAAAGCACUUUUUCCUACAGUAGCUGAUCUGGUAUUAAGUGGCAUAAACAUGGGUAACAACUGCGGUUAUCACAUUAUUUACUCGGGCACAGUUGCUGGAGCUCGAGAGGCGUUCUUCUAUGAUAUACCUUCUAUCUCCAUUUCAUAUGACUGGGCUAAAGCAACAAGUAACCUACAUGACUUCACCCUUGCAGCGCAAGCAUGCAUACCUGUCAUAAGUGCUUUACUGGCUGAUAUAAAGAACCAAAGAUACCCUCACAAGUGCUUUUUGAAUAUUGAUAUUCCAAGCAAUGUUGCUAAUCAUAAGGGGUACAAAUUGACUAAGCAGGGUAAAAGUAUAAUCAAAAUGGGAUGGAAGCAAAUCGCCUCUGAGACGGAAGGACGAAAAAUGUCUUCUGAUAUGACCACUGCAGACGUAGCAGCACGUUCAGAUUUUAACACGUCUUCUAUAUCACCUGAAAGUCUUUUAUUUGCUAGAGAAGUAAGAGGUGCUCAACAUGAUCAUGAUGAUACCGAUCACAAAUGUUUGCAGGAAGGAUAUAUUACUGUCACUCCUCUUGCUGCUAUCUCUCAGGCCGAGGAAGAUUGUCAAAACUAUUUUAAGAAUUGGCUACAAAAUGUCUCGGAAUCUCCCUCUUCAUUGGCUCUAUAAUGCUGUAAGACAUUUCAUGUGUUCGCGAUUCGUAUGAAAUCCUCAAUUUCAAAAUAUUGCUAGUGCUACCUCUAAAGGCUGUAAUAUUUUUCAUUCAAAAUAUUGCUAGUGCUACCUCAAUUUCAAUUUCAAAAUAUUGCUAGUGCUACCUCAAUUUCAAAAUAUUGCUAGUGCUACACUCUGGCUAAGAAUCACUUUUGCUUCA
Lathyrus oleraceus (garden pea) is the source of this 1288-nucleotide messenger RNA. RefSeq lists its product as uncharacterized. Lineage: Eukaryota; Viridiplantae; Streptophyta; Magnoliopsida; Fabales; Fabaceae. Gene Ontology annotation, cellular component: cytosol. The record is from RefSeq and is a predicted model, not a curated record. Gene Ontology annotation, molecular function: nucleotidase activity. The transcript has 9 exons. Bases 172 to 1083 code for a protein of 303 amino acids.